This is a messenger RNA of Chaetomium strumarium, 1575 nucleotides long. RefSeq lists its product as uncharacterized. The coding region runs from base 1 to 1575 and encodes 524 amino acids. The transcript has 2 exons. Lineage: Eukaryota; Fungi; Ascomycota; Sordariomycetes; Sordariales; Chaetomiaceae. The record is from RefSeq and is a predicted model, not a curated record.
AUGGUUCCCAGUGGGCGAUCCAAGUACAAGCCGAUGGGUCGUAAGACGAAGGGUUGGAUCAAGGGAAUGCGAGCUGUGCAGCUCUGUCUCAGAGUCCUGGAGAUCAUUGGCGCCGUGGGCCUCGUGGUUGUCAUGAGCCUCGCGGGGCUGCUAGGCUGGGUCAUAGGCGUUACUCUCGGCUUUGUGGUCGUCCACUGUCUCUACAGCAUCUUCCACCAUGCUCGACCCGCAGGACUUCGGACGCCUGGUUCUUCGGCAGCAUACCAUGUCUUCUCCGCCAUCUCCGACCUCUGUGUGCUGCCGCUCUACGCAUACGGCGCCUAUACGACUAGGAACAAGGGCGAAGAAUGGAAGACGACGGACGUGGCUCAUACCAACGUCAUGAAGUACAUGGUGCCGUCUGUGUACUGGGGGUUGAUUGGCGCUGGCGGCUUGCAUGUGCUGUCUCUGGCCAUUUCGCUGUUCCUCGGAGUCAUGUUCCGGCGUAUCUCCACGAUGCCGCCGGACAUGAACCCCCUGGAGGCGAAUCUCACCUCGCGCGUUCACAAGAGGAACAAGUCCUCCGUCGCCACCACCUCGACCUACUCGGACGGCGAGAAGCGCGACAGCGAGCUCUAUGACGAGCAUUCACGGCCGCCGUCGGUUCCCUUCAUGCAUACCCGCCAAGGCUCCGAAUCGUCCUUCAACAGCCAGGAUUCCCGCCUGAACCUGCCCAGCCGGCAGUACCAGGUCGCGCACAGCCACCGCAGCUCGGCCAGCCCGCAGACCCUCAAGCGCAUGUCGGCACCGCCCACGGCCAGCCGCGCUUCGUACAUGGAAAUCCCGCUCGGUGAAACCGGCGCCAGCCCCUCCCGCCCGACCUCGAUGUACUCCACGCCCGAAGACCGACCAGGCAGCGGCUCAGGCGUCCCCGCCGCGCGGACUAGCCAGCCGCGUCCUGCCAAGUUUACCGAGACGUGGUACGCCUCCGAGUCGCUGAUCAAUCGCACACAACAGCGAAACCGCGCCGCAAACCGCGCGAGCGGCUCCUCCCCGCAGCGUGCCGGCACACGGUACGAGUCGCUGCGCCAGAACUUGGACGUGUCCGACUCAGAAGAUGAGAACGAGAACAACAACUACGACUAUCGCACCAACGAAAAUGCCCGCCACCCCAACCCGCUUCGCUCCCACCCCACGGCGACAACGACGACAACCUCCCCAUCCGCCCCCGCGUCGGCCCCUCGCAGGCCACGCACCCCCUUCUCCCGCCUGCGCGCGUCUGUCCUAUCCGAGAUGUCGCUCAACGACCGCCGCGUGAGCGGCAGCCAGGACAUCACCGACUCGUACGGAGGGAAGAACCGGGUCAGCUCGAUCCAGGCCGACGACGCCUUCUACUCGAAGCCGUACGGCGAGCUCAAGGCUGCGACGCCGCCCAUCAUGGUCGGUCCUUCCAGCAAUGGAUUGAGUGGGAAUAACGGGAGGGUGGUGUCAUCGGGGAAUGACUUUGACUUUGAUCUUGGCCAGAUGGGGGGUAGGAGGCGGGAUGUUAGCGGGAAGAUUGUGGAGGAGGGACGGUCGAGGGGGAUGGUGUUUUGA